UUCCUUUUCUUCAGUGGCUUUUAAUCAGUAGUAGGGAGAGGUUGUGUCGCUACUUUUAAAUUUUUAUCAUGAGCGCGUGUUAAUUUUAGUAAACUGUUUUGUUUGUGUAAUUUGUGUUGUGUUAUUACUGGUCAUGAUGGCUUACUAGCUAUGUUGAUUUAGAUGUCUCCAGUGGCUUAAUAGAUAAUAAUUAUAGUAGCAAUGGGUAGGGCUAAUUUGAGCGUGUGUUUUGUACUUAUUUUAUACCAACUCUGUGCUGUGUACAGUGACGACUCCUCUUCAGAAUCGGAUCUAGGACUGACAGAUCCAAAACAGAGCGAGGCGGGAGUGAGAUGUUACUGCAACACGGCACAGUGCGUGAGCACGGGGUAUUUGUGUCGAUCACGACGAGGUGGCGGCUGUUACAGCGAGCUGCCACCGCGCCGGCACCACGCCAGGCACGGCUGUCUCCACCAUCUAGCUGAACGAGAAGAGGAGGCACUCUCUCACUGCCAGAACGCGCCGUCCUCAACCGCUGGUCUUCCCGGUCGGGAGCAUUCCCUGCUGCUGUGCUGCUUCCGUGACCUCUGCAACCACGAAGACAGUCCACUCGCCAGGGCGCGACUUAACCUCACCGCACACGACUCAGGUAGUGCGGUGGCCAGUGAGAGAGGUACCAGCUACAAUGGUGAGGUUUGGUUCAAGGCGGCCACUAUUGCAGUACCAGUGUGCGGUGCCCUCAUACUCUUCUUGCUAGUAGCCGUCGCUGUCCGGCUGUUGAGAGCUGAUGCGCUGUUACAUGCUGACAGGAAACUAAGAGGCAGUUACAUAUCAACACCCCAGCACUGCGAUGACGUGAAGAAAGUGUGGGUCGGGAAUUCCGCCCCACUUCUAGUCGGCCCGGGUGGUUGUCUGGUAGCCGUGGAACGGGCUCAGCUAGUGGACAUGUCAAGCCGCCCACUCUGUGAUAUAAAACGAUAGAAACUAUAGACUGUACUAUGUAAUCUCUUAGCUUUUCACUGUGAAGUGACUUCAAUUAUCUGUCACUUGAAUUAUUAGUAAAUGUCUGUAGACCUUUUCCGCAAUUUUUUGAUUUAGUUGUUUCAUUCCUAUUUCGUUUGAAUAAAUUGUAUAAACUUUGGCCAUUUGCGCCAUCUAGCGAAAAGCAGUGAACUAAAUUUAUUUAUUUUCAAACCACUAGAUGUCCUUUUUGUAUGUAAUUGAUCUUAUUAUUGAUCUCAAACGUGUCACUUCACGGUAUAAAGGCUUGUAUACCAAAUCUACCAUAAUAUUAUGUAAUUUAAUGUUUAUUUUAAGCUUUGUGUUCCUUAUUGUAAAUGCGAUUAUGCUAAGGUGGAAUUACUGAAAGUGUAAACUUAUAUUCCACGGAUUUAAUCACUACUGAAGGGUGUUGGAGAAUCUGUGGACUGUUUGAGUCAUAAUAGAGGUCCUUCCUUGUAAUUUUUAUUGCGUUGACUAUGCCUGUUUAUUUUAUCCAAUUAACUUCAAACAUGAAAUUGCGCGGCGGCGCCAUUUUGAUUCGCCGUGUCAAUUUUUUUUAAAGAUUCCUUAAUGAACUCGAGAUCAAUUCGUAAUUAUAAGUAAAUUUUGUGCAUAUAUAUUUUAUGUAUAGAAGAGCCCGAAAAAUACAAUAUUAAUAUUGUUGAUGUAUUUUGGAUUUUGAUAGUUUUUGAUUUGAGUUCGAGUAAUGAACACGUUUUUAUAUUGGUAUAUAUAUUUACAAAUAUACAAAAGCUGGUUGUGGGAUUGUGCACAUAUUGUAUAUCAUAACGGUUUUAUUAAGGAUCAUUGUCACAUGCGCAUAUGCAACGAAUAUUUCCAUCCUUUUAUCUCACGCUCUCUAAUUUAACUUCUAUUCUUCCAUCUCUGUCCAUUUUUACUCUGGUGUGCAGCAAUAUGUCAAUUAUUGUCAAUGACAUACGUACGUUUGGACAAAUUGUAUAGUUCAAAUAAAAUUAUUGCAUAUUUUUAUAUGAUAUAUAUUCCAUUUGAGAUGACAAUUAUAGUUGUAAGAAUUCUUAGUGCCUUCAACUAUUAAGAAUGAAAUUUCGAUUUUUUAUGGACAGUUUCGAUUUUUUUUUAAUGUUUUAAGUCGUGUAACAAUGACAGUCUAGUUUUUUUUUCAAACGAUAAAACUUGUGCAAUGGUUUUAUUUUAAUGAAAUAUUUAUAUAUUUUGACAGUAAUGAAAUAUUCUUUUCAUACCAGUGGAGAAACAGAGAGGCAGUCUUUAUAUUGAAAUCUUUAUAUCUGAGCUGUCGGAAUUAGUUUUACAUUACAUUAGCCAGGUUUUCUUCUUUGAAGGAGUAGCAAUGUACACUGCUUUAUACAUACUCUAUAUGUAGAAUAUAAAAUGGUUACAUAAUGUAUAAAAUGUAAAUAUAGUUUUUAGAGCACUGGCAAAAACAAGCACUACAUUUUUUUUAUUAUUUACCCGUAUUUCUUUCAUUAUUCAAAAACAUUGAAAUCACAAUAACUGGCAAAUUUGUGAAAAAUGUACAAUUCAUUUAGUGGGUGAAAUUUUCUCUUGAUAAUUAUGGGGUACUUUUAACUUUGUCUCUUGGUAUUUUCAAUUUUACACGUUUUUUAUGGAGAAAUAACUUCUGACAAAUAUUCAAAACUCAUUUGAGUUUUAUCUUGACAGCGACAUGUCAAACUGACAGUUUCCUGUCACUUAUAUCAAUAACUAGAUUUUUUUUAGGUUUCGAGUACCCCAUUAUGAUCAAAUAUAAGUGGUUCGUAGCUUCCCUAAGGUGCCUUAUUAUAAUAUAGUUAGGUGCAAAAAAAUACUCCUGUAAUGUUAAUAUAACACUAUUGUAAAUAUGAUGUAUAAAUAUUGGAUGAAUUAAAUGAAAUUAUUUUAUUA
Messenger RNA from Leptidea sinapis, 2865 nucleotides. RefSeq names its product BMP and activin membrane-bound inhibitor homolog. The record is from RefSeq and is a predicted model, not a curated record. The transcript is spliced from 5 exons. Lineage: Eukaryota; Metazoa; Arthropoda; Insecta; Lepidoptera; Pieridae. The coding region runs from base 202 to 960 and encodes 252 amino acids.